Messenger RNA from Symbiodinium sp. CCMP2456, 1196 nucleotides. The record is from the annotation of a GenBank genome assembly. Lineage: Eukaryota; Dinophyceae; Suessiales; Symbiodiniaceae.
AUGCGUUUGCAGCGUCGCAGCAGCGCUCAAUCCCAGGUACAUGACGAGAAGACGCUGGCAACUUUCCAUCCCUUCAACAAGCCAGAGUACAUCAAUCAGCUCGGUCGCGGAAGCCUGACCUUCGAUGAAUAUGCUCGCGGCAAAGCCUACGGAGGUACGAGCUUUUGGCAACCUACGCAGGCGAUGGGUCCGGGGGCCAUCUGCGGAUCGAACUUCGACAGCUGCGAGAACUUCCGGUGUCGCGUCGACCCCGGAUUUGGAAAUCCUUGUCCGAGUGAGGCGGACGAGAUUCUUCUGGACAAGCGCCCUGGACCAGCGACCAUCCCAUUCUGCAACGUGGGGGAUAUGGUCUGCGAAGGCUAUGACGAGCCAACGACCAUUUCAGGCUGGUUCUACGACUUGGGCGAUCUCAACCAGUCAAACCCUUUCGUUCGUUCCGAGCUCCUCAAGUGGGGGAAGUACAUGAAGAACAAGUACCACAUCGAUGGUUUUCGACUGGACACGGCGCCUUAUGUGCCAAAGGACUUUCUCAGCGAGUUCCAGGAAGCCGUGGGCAUCCCGAUACUUGGGGAGGUCACGGCCAGCAAUUGGACCUUUUUCAAGUCCUACUCUCCGGGCCCAGCUUCGAGGGACAAGCCCGUCUUGAAAGGGCUGCUGAACUUCUACGUCCACUUCCGAGCGACCCCGGCCUUCUGUGGCCUUCCCUUCUGGCCCGGGGCAGCCUGGGUAAAGCCAGGAGAGGCAAACCUCGACUUCAACUUGCUGAGCGCGGCCAUACGGAUGGUUUUCGAGGACAAUCCUGGUGCUGUGCAUGACCUGAACCUGUUGGGGAACUUCGUCGACAACCACGACAUGCAGCGCAUAGGGCUGUACUGCAAGGGCGACGUGUCUCGGAUGCGGAACGCCGUCGCGUGGACCAUGAUGAUGCAAGGGAUGCCCAUCAUCUUCUACGGGACAGAGCACGGCUUCAACACGACUCAUCCACCUCAAUGGAAUGCCGGCUUCUCUACUACAACGCCAGGCUAUACUUUUCUGCAGGCGCUGAACAACAUUCGAAAGGCCAUGAAGCUUCAUACCGCUACCAUGAAAGUGGAGUCUGUUCGCGCCAACCAGCUCGUCAUCAGCCGGCAUUCUGACACGCAGGCUUUCAUCUUCCUGAACAACUACGAGGAGCCGCAGCUUCCAAGAGGUUUGCU